UCAGGAGAGGAGGGCUGUCGACGUAGUAUGGGGCAUAUAACAGCUGGAAUAACCCAGGGAUGCCCCGAGAGCCUUGAGUUCGUUUUCUCUUUUUCGUUUCGGAUACACUCCAGGUCGGUACCACCUUCAGAUACAACUUCCACAAAGGCGACCAACUCUACAAAAAAAUGCAGUUGAGGAACUGUCUUCUCCUUGCCGCGGCAGGCAGCGUCAACGCUGCGACGCUUCGAUUCUCGUGCUCUCAGCUCGUCGUCGAGCGUCUAGAUCCUCUCGUCAACCCCGGACAGAACCCAUCUCCCCAUCUCCACCAGAUUGUCGGAGGGAAUGCCUUCAACGUCAGCAUGGACCCCAACGUUCACGACGUGGCCUCGACGGCGACGUGCACUUCUUGCACGCCGUCCGAGGACUUCUCCAACUACUGGACCGCAGUCCUCUUUUUCCGCGCGAGAAACGGAACGCUGCACCGCGUGAACACGUUCGGGAACGAGCUCGGCUACACGAGCGCGAAGGGAGGGCAGACGGUGUACUACCUGUCGUCGGGCAAGGUGACGGGGUUCAAGCCGGGGUUCCGGAUGACGGUGGGCGACCCGAACAUCCGCACGGCGGAGGAGCUCAACCGGCGGUACCGGUUCAUGGACUUCACGUGCCUGGCGUCGGCGAUGACGCGCGGGGGGCAGACGACGUACUUCCCGCGGCAGCCGUGCGCGGCCGGGAUCAUGGUCAGCAUCCGGUUCCCGACGUGCUGGGACGGCAAGAACGUGGACUCGCCGGACCACCAGAGCCACGUGGCGUACCCGAACGGCAACGCGUGCCCGGCGUCGCACCCGGUGGCGAUCCCGCAGGUGUUCUACGAGACGUACUGGGACACGCGCCCGUUCAACAACCGCGCCGAGUGGCCCGCCGACGGCUCCCAGCCCUUCGUCUGGUCCUUCGGCGACGCCACCGGCUACGGCAUCCACGGCGACUACGUCUUCGGCUGGAAGGGCGACGCCCUCCAGCGCGCCCUCGACGCCAACUGCAACAGCGACCUCUUCGCCAACCGCAUCAACUGCCCCACCCUCCAGAGCCAGUCCAUCGAGCAGGCCAACCAGUGCACCAAGCCGCGCACCGUGACCGAGAACCUCGACGGCUGGCUCGCCCAGCUCCCGGGCGGCAUGCCCAUCAUGUAAGGGGGUAGGAUGGAGAGAGAUAGAUAGAGAGCUCUCCGAGCCCGGUUAGCGUCGUUGCGUACGAACACGGAGACGCAGCUCUCUGAUCAGCUAGCAAC
Messenger RNA from Durotheca rogersii, 1267 nucleotides. RefSeq lists its product as uncharacterized. Bases 168 to 1169 code for a protein of 333 amino acids. The transcript has 3 exons. Lineage: Eukaryota; Fungi; Ascomycota; Sordariomycetes; Xylariales; Xylariaceae. The record is from RefSeq and is a predicted model, not a curated record.